Messenger RNA from Microthlaspi erraticum, 242 nucleotides. Lineage: Eukaryota; Viridiplantae; Streptophyta; Magnoliopsida; Brassicales; Brassicaceae. The record is from the annotation of a GenBank genome assembly.
UAGCAAAGCUACGUAAUGUAACAUCUAGUGAUAUUGAUAAGUUAUCUAUCUCAAAUAUGGAAGGAGGAUCAGACAGGUUUUGGACUCACCUAGUGAUGGCUUACGUUUUCACAUUCUGGACUUGUUAUGUUCUAAUGAAAGAGUAUGAGAAAGUAGCUUCUAUGCGUUUGUCAUUUCUCCAAACCGAGCAGAAUGUAAGUAAGUUCACUGCUGUUGCUGCUAGAAGACUCUUGUCGACUUGA